Messenger RNA from Sphaerodactylus townsendi, 4087 nucleotides. It is a transcript of the gene DCP2, whose product is annotated as decapping mRNA 2. The record is from RefSeq and is a predicted model, not a curated record. The transcript has 11 exons. Gene Ontology annotation, biological process: nuclear-transcribed mRNA catabolic process, nonsense-mediated decay; deadenylation-dependent decapping of nuclear-transcribed mRNA. NCBI's taxonomy places the organism in Eukaryota, Metazoa, Chordata, Lepidosauria, Squamata, Sphaerodactylidae. Gene Ontology annotation, molecular function: RNA binding; manganese ion binding; 5'-(N(7)-methylguanosine 5'-triphospho)-[mRNA] hydrolase activity. Gene Ontology annotation, cellular component: P-body; cytoplasm. Bases 798 to 1766 code for a protein of 322 amino acids.
CUUGCCCCGCGGGGCCUUUUCGUGCGCCGUUUUGGGUCCCGCUACGUCGGGAUGAUCCCCGCUGCGUCCCCAUGGAGACCAAGAAGGCCGAGAUCCCCAGCAGCGUCCUGGACGACCUGUGCAGAUGGGGAGAUUUCUGUCUGCAAAAGUAUGACUUCUCUGUUUCCCCAACCUGCAGCGGCUUAAAACACGCCCUCCCCCGCCACCAUUCUGCUCCUGGGCUUGGGGAGAGGACCCCAAAGAAUAGCUGAGGGAGAUUUUGCUCUCCCAUGUGUAUAGGUGGACGUUUUGCAGUCUAACAUGGCUACCACACAGGAGACUGUACAAAUAUUAAACCUCUGUUAUGCAGCAUCGGCCCUGACCUUGGUGGCCCAGGCUAUCCCAGUCUCAUCAUACCGUCAAAGCUAACCUGGGUCAGCCCUGGUUAGUAUUUGGAUGGGAGGCCACCAAGGAAGUCCAGGGUCAUGACACAGAGCCAGGCAGUGGCAAACCACCUCUGAACAUCUCUUGACUUGAAGACUCUAUGGGGUCACGCUAAAUUGGCUGUGAACAGCACUUUCUGCCACCACAGUGCAGCAUCACAGCGUCUCCCCUGUUAAAUGGUAUCUUUACGGAAGACUGUACACAUGAAGAAGGAAAAUACUUGUAGAAAUGUGGUUGGAAAAUGUUAAUGGAGAUGGUAUAUAUCCUCAUGCCAUGAAUUUCCUUGACUGCCUAUACUUUUCAAUCAUUGCCCUUUUUUACUGCCUCAAGGUGAAGAUGUGCAGAAAGUUUUAGAUGAAUGGAAAGAGUAUAAAAUGGGAGUGCCGACAUAUGGUGCGAUUAUUCUUGAUGAGACGUUGGAAAAUGUGCUUCUGGUUCAGGGUUACUUAGCAAAGUCUGGCUGGGGAUUUCCAAAAGGAAAAGUGAAUAAAGAAGAGGCGCCACAUGACUGUGCUGCUAGAGAGGUGUUUGAAGAAACUGGUUUUGAUAUAAAAGACUGUAUCAAUAAAGAUGAUUAUAUUGAACUAAGAAUCAAUGAUCAGCUGGCACGUUUGUACAUCAUUCCAGGUAUUCCAAAGGACACCAAAUUUAAUCCUAAAACAAGAAGAGAAAUUCGGAACAUUGAAUGGUUCUCAGUUGACAAACUGCCUUGCCAUAGGAAUGAUAUGACUCCAAAAUCCAAGUUAGGUUUGGCGCCUAACAAGUUUUUUAUGACUAUUCCCUUCAUCAGACCAUUAAGAGAUUGGCUUGCUCGGGGGUAUGGAGAUUCCUCUGAUAGUGAUAAUGGAUUCUCAUCCACUGGUAGCACGCCGCCUAAACCAAGUUCAGAAAAAAUGAGAUCAAAGCUUCAUUAUAGCCAGCAAACACUAGCAGAUGGUUCUUCAGGAGAACAGUGGACAAAGCAUAGACAGUUGCAGCAACAAAAGCCGUACAACAAUCAUUUUGAAAUGUCUGAAACAUUAAAACUAAAGAACAUACGAGGUAAUGGUAGAAAGCAAUACGAAGACACUGCUAACCAAAAGAAGAGAACAAAUGGUGUCCAUAGUCAACCAUCUAAACAGAAUCAAAUCUUGAAAUGUGAAAAGAAGUUGCAUCCAAGAAGGCUUCAAGAUAACUUUGAAACAGAAUCUGCAUAUGACGUGUGUUGUGCUGGUGAAGACCAACUCCUGGACCAGGGACAAUCGGUGUCAUGCAGCGGCCACUGCAAGUUCAGUUUUUCCUCACGAGCCUUCCUGGGCUUCAAGUUCGACCACGAUGCGAUCAUGAAGAGUUUUGACCUCUGACAACUAAAUAGGCAUCAGAACAGGAGAACUGCUUGGAUGCUGCUGAGUGGCUUUCCUAAAUCGUGACCCUUUCUCAGGUUUUUAAGAAAUGCAGGGACCUAGUGAUGUGCUGGGAGGCUUUGUUGUCAUGCAGUAUGGAAGAGGCAUCAUACAGUGUUGCACUUUAAAUGCAGUAUAGCUUUUACCUACAGAAAUGUUUUCCAAUGGUUCAUGUGCUAGUUCUUAACUAUGCAUUACAGGGCAUUUUUAUGUGUUUAAAUUGCUUUUAGAGUUAAGGAGUAUUUUAGCAUUAAGCACUAACCUAGGCAUUUAAAUAGCUCUGAAGUACAGUUGCUUCUGAGUUUCCCAGAUUUCCCAAUAGAUGGCAAUCCAAAUGAAACUUCUGUGGAAUAUCUGGCUUUAUGUAGCCUUUUGUGAAUCUUGCAAGCCAAACUUCUGUUUUGUUCUUCAGAAUAAUUACUCUGGCUUUUUUAUAGCUUUUGUUUUUUUGUUGCACUGUACUGGAGCUCUUUGUAUCAGUCAUUUUAAAUUGUGUUAAUAUUUCAAAAUGCUGGAUGCUGGUCUUAACCCACCAUUGAGUUUCAUUGGGAUAUGACAGUGGUAUCAGCCAGGGCCAGUUUGUUUUCUGUGUAUUAGUAUUUCUCUUCCUCUCUUUUGAAUUGUCUAUACAAAACAUUUUCUACUAGAAAAGAAUUGCAGCUACUUUGAAGACACAACAAGGGAAAAAGAGGAUUUGGGGAAACAAUUUACUGUAUAAAAUGUAAAAUAGGCUUUUAAGGUUCUGCACUUGAUGGAUUCAGUGUAUGGUCAAGACAAGCUAUGCCAAUUCACUACUUAGUCAGGUUUGUAAUUGUGCCACAGUUCUCUUGCAGCAUUAUGUCCGAUAAUAUUUUGACUGAUGUACAAUGAGUUUAUUGUGUAAGAAGUAGUUGUGGAUGCAUGCUCAAUAAGGUGUAUAUCAAAAUGUGAAAAUGGGUAGCAAUGGAGAGCAGACUGCAAUAGAACUGAAUUAGAAAUAAUUAUCCUGUAGUUCUGAAGGAAUGUUUGAAUAUGUGAAUGUAACUUUCCUGUAGAACUGCUAAUAGACGUCUCUUCCUCUUACUUGCCCAUGAUUAUCUUUGCUGUUUGUGUCAAUAUUUCAAAUUUCUGUCUUGGUGAGGUAGAUAUUUAAACUGGGAAAUUUGGUGAGUCUAUACUGUUUUGGGAUGGUGCCCUGUUCUUUUAGAAGCACCAUCUGUAAUUUCCCCUCUAAUAAGAAUGUACAAGAAAGUUUAUAUGAAAAGUGUUGGUUUUUUUCCCUGUCUCUAGAGAAAUAGGCUCAACUUAAUUUCCAUGUGAACUCAGUUCUGUUUCCAAUGGGUUUUUUUAAUGGUUGAGUAUGCCUGCCUGCUGAUACCCGCAAUUGGUUGAAAUCAGUAAAUUCAUUGGAUUUUUUGAUCUCUUCAGGAGCAAAAUAGUUGACCAGCUGGUGAUGUGUGGCAAUUCCACUUUUUACCCUGUCACCUUCAUGUAAGGGGAGGGAUGCUCAGUAUUUAUUGCAGUUUGACUUUUCUAGCAAUAAAAGUGCCUAACUUUCCAGCUCCUAUUCCAUUGCAAAUUGGAUUUUCAGGCUGCUUGGAUCAAAAAGCUUCUUACAUGUAGUUUGACUUUCCUGGAAUGUUAAUGCUGUUUCCUUUCCAUGUGACAAUUGAAUGGGUAAGAGAACACUGGCACAGUUGAGUGAAAGUUACGUUUGAAAUGGAUUCCCUCUUGGCAUGAAAUCUUAAAUGGCUGUCCUAGCAAUAUGAGAUGGAACAAAACAACAGUAAGAUCUGUCCUCCAUGUAAAACGUAACUCCUAUUUUUCAAAGAAUAUCUUCUUUAGAAGAGACAGUGUCUGACUUGGGAAUUUCCUAGAUGCUACAAAAACUAACCUGGACUUAAUAAUUGAGCCUUAAAAUGGUUUGAAAGGAAACAUGAUAAAUAUGUAAUAUUUUUCCAGUUUAAAAGGUACCAUAUUUCAAAGCCGCAUAUCUUUUAUUGCUAUCAUCUCUUAAAGUGGUUGGAUAAGAACUAUUUCAUGGGUUCCUUUAGUACCCUGCACUGUGAACAUUUCAGGCUAUUUACUUUGUUGAUUUGUACAUUAUAUUUUUUGCUUGUAAAGUGUUUGAACAAGUCAUUUUAUACUUGUAUAUUCUGAAGUGUAGGCAUAUGAUUUGCAGGGAUUUCUGUAAAAAAUGAAGAAAUGGCAGUUUGGUGAUUGUAAUAGAUUUUUGUCUUGUCUGCUGUGGGCAUUUUAAAGAUGGGAAUAAACAAUCUAUGAAUGAUCUUACUGCUUGCAAA